UGUCAAAAAGGAGAACAUAGUAUGCUGAACAUAUAUCCCUAUGCUGCAUAUAUCCCUAUGCUGCAAAUCUGUUAGGGAUGGGGUAUAAUAUGCAAGUGGCUGUCAAAAUCUUCUUUUUUGCUUUUUGGGUAUCUUCCAUUACGCUCGCUGAAAAUGAAGAAUGUCUUAAAGGAAAUAUUAAUUAUGAGAAUACCCAGAUAAGUAAUCUUAAUGAAAGAUAUACACAUGGACAGACAGUGAAACUGAACUGUGCCUCCGGCUACGUUGGAUCUUUGAGGCUUGAAUGUGAAAAUGGCAUAUGGACAAAAAUUGCAGGAAGAGAAUGUAAAAAAAAACCAUGUGGUCACCCAGGAGACACACCAAAUGGAGACUUCAAGCUUACAAAAGACUCAGAGUUUGUAUUUGGAGCUACAGUGGAAUAUACAUGUAGGCCAGGGUAUAUAAUGGCCAGCAGAGUAAAGCAUCGUAACUGUCGUAUCGACGGAUGGGAUAAUGCUGUACCUGUCUGUGAAGUGGUGAAAUGCCCUAUUAUUAGCAAUUUAGGUGAUGUGAUUGCAACAGGCAACACUGAAGAAGCAAGCUAUGGUGAUGUUAUCCACUUUGAGUGUGCAUCUCCUGACAAGAUGUUAGAGGGACCAGAAGACAUACACUGCAAAAGUGAUGGACAAUGGAGUGACAAAAUACCGAAGUGUAUAGAAAUCAAAUGUCUGCCACCUGAAAUACCACAUGGAUUUACGAACCUUGAUAAGGAGUACAAAGAAAACAAUAUACUACAAUAUAGUUGUGAAAAAGGGUACAAUCCCAGACCUGGAAAUCCUAGGUGCACAAAAUACGGCUGGAGUAUAAAACCAGAAUGUGAAGUAAUUACUUGUCUACUUGGAUCACCCACAACUGGUGUUGUCAGCACAAAGCCAAUAGGGAAAAAUAUAUUUCUGGCUGGAGAAUAUGUGGAGAUUAUAUGCUCAAAAAAAUACUGGAUUUUUGGAACAAAGCAAGUGUCACGAAAUAUUAAAUGCAAAGAUGAUGGGAAAUGGGAAUUGAGGCCAGUGUGUGAGGAAAUCACCUGUGAAUAUCCCGAAGGUGAACAUCUGUUAAAUAAUCCGAACUACAAGCGGAUUUAUAAAUUAGGGGAGAACACAUGGUAUAGAUGUGAAUAUGGUUAUCAACGUACAGCUGCAAGUAUUACAUGUACAGAGAACGGCUGGGAGCCAGAACCACGAUGUAUUGAAAUUACUUGUCAAAAACCAGAGAUUGCACAUGGAGAAGUGCUGGGGAUACAAAAGAAUACUUAUAAUAAAAAUGUAAAAAUAGCGCUCAAGUGUAAUCAAGGAUAUGAACCUGGAAUAUUUUUUGUCACCUGUAAACAAAAUGGGGAAUGGGACAACAUGCGGCAAUGCACAUUGGGUAUAAACCUUAGAUGCCGAUAUCCUGAGCGAGAAAUAAAUGAUGCAAUUCGGAAUGACACAAAUCUGAAGGCGUACUAUGAGGAAGGUGGCGGUGUACAAUACAAGUGUAAAGAAGGCUUCUACUUUCAGCAUGGGAGCAAAGCCGUGUGUUCUGCAGGAAAAUGGAAGUACCCACAAUGCAUAAAAUAUACUACCUGUGAAUAUCCCAGAGGUGAACAUCUGUUAAAUAAUCCGCCCAACUUCAAGCGGAUUUAUAAAUUAGGGGAGAACACAUGGUAUAGAUGUGAAUAUGGUUAUCAACGUACAGCUGCAAGUAUUACAUGUACAGAGAACAGCUGGGAGCCAGAACCACAAUGUAUUGAAAUUACUUGUCAAAAACCAGAGAUUGCACAUGGAGAAGUGCUGGGGAUACAAAAGAAUACUUAUAAUAAAAAUGUAAAAAUAGCGCUCAAGUGUAAUCAAGGAUAUGAACCUGGAAUAUUUUUUGUCACCUGUAACCAAAAUGGGGAAUGGGACAACAUGCGGCAAUGCACAUUGAUUACUUGUCUACUUGGAUCACCCACAACUGGUGUUGUCAGCACAAAGCCAAUAGGGAAAAAUAUAUUUCUGGCUGGGGAAUAUGUGGAGAUUAUAUGCUCAAAAAAAUACUGGAUUUUUGGAACAAAGCAAGUGUCACGAAAUAUUAAAUGCAAAGAGGAUGGGAAAUGGGAAUUGAGGCCAGUGUGUGAGGAAAUCACCUGUGAAUAUCCCAGAGGUGAACAUCUGUUAAAUAAUCCGCCCUACAACAAGCACAUUUAUAAAUUAGGGGAGAACACACGGUAUAGAUGUGAAUAUGGUUAUAAACAUAGAGCUGCAAGUAUUACAUGUACAGAGAACAGCUGGGAGCCAGAACCACAAUGUAUUGAAAUUACUUGUCAAAAACCAGAGAUUGCACAUGGAGAAGUGCUGAGAAUACAAAAGUAUACUUAUAAUAAAAAUGUAAAAAUAGCGCUCAAGUGUAAUCAAGGAUAUGAACCUGGAAUAUUUUUUGUCACCUGUAACCAAAAUGGGGAAUGGGAAAACAUGCGGCAAUGCACAUUGGUGAAAUGCCCUAUUAUUAGCAAUUUAGGCGAUGUGAUUACAACAGACAACACUGAAGAAGCAAGAUAUGGUGAUUUUAUCCACUUUAAGUGUGCAUCUCCUAACAAGAUGUUAGAGGGACCAGAAGAAAUACACUGCAAAGAUGAUGGACAAUGGAGUGACAAAAUACCGAAGUGUAAAGAAAAAACAACUUGUGCAAAAACCUCUGUGCAAAAUGGGUUCACAUAUAAAUUGCCCGGAGGAUUUUCUUACUCAUGUCACGCAAACUAUAAAGCAUUUGAUGAGAAAUGGUGGGGAGUGGUAAUCUGCACUGAAGGCCCACAGAGUUAUGCACCACUGUGUAUACCUAAUGAUCAGUGUGGACAAAUACCCAAUGUUCAUGCAAAGAAAAUUCAAGAAAAGAAAGGGUAUAAGAAUGAGGAAACAGUAGAGUUUGAAUGUGAAUCAAAACCAUGUUGUUUUAAAUGUAUCAGUGGAACGUGGCAAGACUGUCAAUGUAUUCCUCCCAGUGUUGAAAAUGCAGUUAUUACUUCACACAGUCAGCAUCAAGUGGAAUACAUAUGUCGAAAUAAUUACACAAUAACUGGGAAACGGUUAAUAUCCUGCAACAGCUCACAGUGGAAAGAACUACCAUCGUGCAAUUUGGGUAUAAACCUUAAAUGCCGAGAUCCUGAGCGAGAAAUAAAUGAUGCGAUUCGGAAUGACCCAAAUCUGAAGGCGUACUAUGAGGAAGGUGGCAGUGUACAAUACAGGUGUAAAGAAGGCUUCUACUUUCAGCAUGGGAGCAAAGCCGUGUGUUCUGCAGGAAAAUGGAAUUACCCACAAUGCAUAAAAUUGGGUAUAAACCUUAGAUGCCGAGAUCCUGAGCGAGAAAUAAAUGAUGCGAUUCGGAAUGAUACAAAUCUGAAGGCGUACUAUGAGGAAGGUGGCGGUGUACAAUACAAGUGUAAAGAAGGCCUCUACUUUCAGAAUGGGAGCAAAGCCGUGUGUUCUGCAGGAAAAUGGAAUUACCCACAAUGCAUAAAAUUGGGUAUAAACCUUAGAUGCCGAGAUCCUGAGCGAGAAAUAAAUGAUGCGAUUCGGAAUGACACAAAUCUGAAGGCGUACUAUGAGGAAGGUGGCGGUGUACAAUACAAGUGUAAAGAAGGCCUCUACUUUCAGAAUGGGAGCAAAGCCAUGUGUUCUGCAGGAAAAUGGAAUUACCCACAAUGCAUAAAAUCCUUAAAUAUUUAUCUGGAAGAGAAAAAUGAGACGGCCCGAAAUGAAGAAUCUUUUUUGCAUGAAAAUGUCACAGCUGGACAAACCAGACUACAGUCCAAAGUGGCUGAAAAACCUACAUGUCGAAAACCUAAAAGAAUUAAAAAUGGGACUCUGAUGUCAGAUCAGAAGCAGUUCUAUGAGGAAGGUGAAACAGUAGAAUACCAGUGUACAAAAGACUUUCAGUUUAAGAAUGGUUCCAUUGCCAUAUGUUCUGGAGGAGUGUGGGUUUACCCAAAAUGUAUACAAAAGUGAAAACAUCAGAGGACAGAACAGUUCUCAAUCAACAACCAUUGCCUGGAGACAAAGCAAUGUACACAAAACAUGGUCAAUCUAUAAUAUCAAGGUGUCAAUCAGGAACAUAUCAAAAACAUAUAUAGCAGAAGUGUCUUGAUGGAAUAUUACACCUGCUUUCAUUAAUUAAAAUUCUAACAGAUUUUCAUGUAACUGCUAAAAUAAUGUAUGUAGUUUUAUUUGAGAAAAAUAAUAAUGGACCCAUACAGCCAGAACAACAAUUAUAACUAGUUACUAAAGAUUAAUCUACAUUUUCAAAUCAUAUGGAGAAUUGAUGAGGAGUACUAGAAGGUUCUUCUUUAAUCGUGAUUUUUACAGAACAAUUUUAUAUUGUCUUUUCAUAGGUAAUUCAGCAAGUUAAUAAAAACAUUUAUAAUAA
Messenger RNA from Ictalurus punctatus (channel catfish), 4416 nucleotides. Its product is annotated as complement factor H. The record is from RefSeq and is a predicted model, not a curated record. The coding region runs from base 78 to 3998 and encodes 1306 amino acids. The transcript is spliced from 25 exons. NCBI's taxonomy places the organism in Eukaryota, Metazoa, Chordata, Actinopteri, Siluriformes, Ictaluridae.